Jatropha curcas is the source of this 902-nucleotide messenger RNA. Its product is annotated as transmembrane protein, putative (DUF1118). Lineage: Eukaryota; Viridiplantae; Streptophyta; Magnoliopsida; Malpighiales; Euphorbiaceae. The record is from RefSeq and is a predicted model, not a curated record.
GUGGACUUGGAGAUUACAGACACUAUCCAACGUGGCAGUCGCAUCAUCAACAGAAAAACCAUCCAAUCCUUUCUCCCUCGAUCUCUCCGUUUCACUCUUGUUCUGGCUCCAUUAUCCAUCAAUGGCGGUCACAGCACAACCAUCCUCACCUGCUUUUCUUCGAGGACUCCAACGCCGCUCCUUCUCUUCCAACUCUCGCUUUGACCGCUCAUUUCCUUUUAGACAGGCUCUCAAAAUCGUCGCCAUGGCUCCGAAAAAGAAGGUGAACAAGUAUGACGAUGGUUGGGCGAAAAAAUGGUACGGAGCAGGAAUAUUCUACGAAAGCAGCGAAGAAUUGGAAUUCGAUGUGUUCAAGAAAUUAGAGAAGCGAAAGGUUCUUAGCAACGUAGAAAAGGCAGGACUACUUUCAAAGGCAGAAGAACUUGGAGUUACUCUAUCUUCAAUUGAGAAAUUAGGCUUGUUUUCAAAAGCUGAGGAACUGGGUCUGUUGAGUCUGUUAGAGAAGAUAGCAAGCGUAUCACCAUCAACUCUGGCCUCCGCUGCGCUUCCCAUAUUAGUGGCAGCUCUGGCGGCUAUAGUGAUUAUACCGGAUGAUUCGGUGGGGCUGGUGGCUGUGCAAGCCGUGUUGGCAGGGGCACUUGUGGUUGGUGCUGCUGGGUUGUUCGUUGGGUCUGUUGUGCUUGAUGGGUUGCAAGAAGCUGACUGAGUUAUAUAUUUGGACAUGGUUUUGUUUUUGUUUUCAAUUGGGAAGUUGCUUAGGAGUGGAACAAAUAAGCGUGUAAUUGUAUGUGACGUAAGUAUAGGGGAUGGGAAUUGUAGGUGAAAAAAGAUGAUGGCUUUUUAUGAAAGAUAGACUGGUUUUGCAUUCAUCAUUUGGAUCAAGAAUCAAAAGAUUUUCAAAA